GUUUGUUUUGUUAUUGUUAUGAAAAUGUCUGAUUUUCUAGCAGAAAAUAAUAUAUGUGGCCAAACGAUUUUGAAUCUUGUUUCCAGAGGAAAUGCAAUAAUUGCCGAAUUGUUGAGACUCAAAGAUUAUGUACCAAAGGUUUAUAGGCUGGAAACAAAACAAGAUAUCCAAAAAUAUAGUGAUAUAAUCCUGGAUUUCAGUUUCGUCAAGAUAUCCGAGAGCCAUGAACAGAAAAUUGAAAACAAUGAAGUGCUCAGAGAUUUGGAUGAAGAAUUCCGAGAUAACCACAUUGAAAUUAUCAACAGAUUUUACUUGGUGUUUGAAAGUAUUCAUUCCUACAUAACAGACCUGAAUCAGUUUUUAGAGGAACUUGAGGAGGGUUUUUACAUUCAUCAAACACUUGAAAGCACAUUCCUUGAUGUUGAGGGAAAACAGGUCAUGUGUGAAGCCUUAUACCUAUAUGGUCUUAUGUUACUUAUUGUUGAUGGAAACAUAGAAGGAAUAGUUAGAGAACGUCUCUUAGUGUCAUAUUAUCGCUAUGCACCUCAGAGACAGGACACUAGGAGUUGCAUUGAUGAGGUAUGUAAGCUACUCAGAGAUACUGGUUAUGGUACUUCAAAGAAAGCAUCUACAUAUCCAGAGGAUUAUUUCAGGAGGAUCCCGAUAAGAUCAACUUAUAUCGAUUACGUCAUAGGCCGUCUCAGAUCCGACGACAUCUACGGCCAAAUCUCCGUGUACCCGCUGCCCCAGCACCGCAGCACAGCUCUGGCCACCCAAGCCUCCAUGCUCUACGUCUGUCUCUACUUCUCCCCCCACCUGCUGCACUCCCAAACGGCCAUCAUGCGCGAAAUCGUCGACAAAUACUUCCCCGACAACUGGGUGAUAUCGCUCUACAUGGGCCAAACCGUCAAUCUAACAGAAACUUGGGAGAACUUCAAGGCAGCCAAAUCAGCGCUGAACAACACUUUGGACCUCGGCAAUGUCAAGGAGUAUGCAGCGAAUUAUGGUUCCGAAGUGGCUAAGUUGCACAAAACCACGAGCGGUUUGCUGAAGGAGGGAAAUAUCACUAGGGAGACGCUGCUGAAGAGAACGCAGAGUAUCAGCAACACUCUCAGGGAGUGCAACGUCACGGUGAGGUGGCUGAUGCUGCACACGGUGUUGAAACCUGGGCAAGCUGACAAGACCAAGAGAUCCAAACAGCUGCGCGAGCUAGUCAUCUCCGAGUCUAAAUGCGAGCCGAACUCCUUGUUCAAAUUGCUAUCGAAUACCGCCCAAUUGGAGCUCGUCGUCAAAGAUCUGUACAAACAGCUGCUUUCGGAUAAGGAGGCACAGUGGGAGUGGCUGAAAGAGGAGAGCUUCGGGAGGUUGGAGGAGCUGUCGGAUGUGUUCGGAGGCACGAAGCCCCUGUCGAGGAUAGAGAAGAACGAAAAGUUGCAAAGGUGGUUCGUGGAGAUAGCUAAACAAGUGAAGUCCUUGAGCCAGGAUGACAAUGGAUCAUCCAGAAAAAUCGUUCAGUUGAUCCAGGCUCUGGAAGAAGUCCAGGAAUUCCAUUCGUUAGAUAACAAUAUGCAAGUGAUACAAUUCUUGGCGGAAACAAGAAAGCAGUUGGAUCAGAUGAUCAGGACGGCGAACAUCAAAGAAGACGUGCUGAUCAACUUGCAAAUCAUCGGCGAUAUCAGCUAUGCAUGGGAACUUAUAGAUUAUUACACCAACAUCAUGCAACACGGUAUCAGGAAGGAACCAACGUUGGUAAUCAAAUUACGAGCUGUCUUUCUCAAGCUGUCCUCCGCAUUGGAAAUACCUCUUUUGCGCAUCAACCAAUCUCGCAGCGACGAUCUGAUAUCCGUCUCGCAAUAUUACAGCAAGGAACUCGAGAUUUACGUGCGAAAAGUGUUGCACAUCAUUCCGAGCAUGAUGUUCGAGAAAUUGGCGAGAAUCAUCCAGAUGCAGACGACAGUUUUGAAGGAGUUGCCGACCAGGAUAGACAAGGACAAAAUCAAGGAUUACACGCAGCUAGAGGAACGGCACGAGUUUGCCGAGUUGACACAUUCCAUCUCUGUUUUCAGCCAAGGAAUGAGAAUGAUGAAAAGUACCCUGGUUGGGGUAGUGAGAUUGGACCCGAAACAACUCCUGGAAGACGGACUAAGAAAAGAACUGGUCCGCCAUAUUUCCAAAGCCUUACACACUGAACUGAUCUUCAACACAAAAUCCAAACCAGACGAUCUCCAACAAAAACUGAAAACGCUAGUUCGAAUAAUGGACGGAUAUAAACGGUCUUUUGAGUACAUCCAGGAUUACAUCAAUAUCAACGGUCUGAAAAUUUGGCAAGAAGAAGUGACACGCAUCAUAAAUUUCAAUGUGGAACAAGAGUGCAACGGGUUCCUCCGUAACAAGAUACAUCCGUGGCAGAGCGUCUUCCAAAGUCGAUACGUACCGAUUCCCUUGUAUAUGCCGACAGAUCAGAGUGUCAACUUCAUCGGGAGACUUGCUAAGGAGGUCAUAAGACUGACAGAUCCAAGGAAUUAUUUAUAUUUGGAUCAAACUCUGGCAUGGUAUGACACAAAAACUCAUAAACCCAUUCUAAGUAAAGACGUAUUUGCCUCAAUCGCUACAGCGAUUGAGAUAGCAGGUUUAGUUGGAUUGGACAGGCUAUUUUCCUUCAUGAUUGUGACUGCCCUACAAAAAAUAUCAGCCUACUUAGAGAAUAAAAAUAUAAAAAUGCAAGCUUGGACGAACAUUAUACCGGCAAUACAGAAGGAAAUUAAACAAUCACGGGAACCCCCGAAUCCUUCCAAAACCUACCAGACCUACAUCAAUAGGUGUACGAAAAUUUGGCAGGAUUUCCUAGAGAACACUUUGUUCAUUGGUCAACUUCAGUUGAUCAGACGAUUGAUAGCAUUCUAUUUGAACACGUCCUGCAAAUUCAAUGCGAAAAACCUCGAAUCAUCGCUUCAGUCACUAAACAAGUCUUUGCUGAUAGACAUAAAAAAUGAGAGGUACCACCCCAGCGAAAAUUUCCUUCAAACUCUCUCCAGUUAUUUCGAUUAUGCUGGUCUGAAUCAACCGUUGAAUAAAAUCUACAUAACAUCGAAAAACGAUCUGGAUUACUCAAUUACCUUAUUUGUAUUCAUGAUAGCGCAUCUCCAGAAAUUAUUUCUACCGCAAAAUACAGGAAGUGGCUACAGAAAAGCACCUGACCAAAUAGACGGUACUGCAUUUGCAGUUGGCAUUCACACCAUUUUGAAGCAGUUCCAUUCGAGCGUUAACAAGGAUUUCAUUAAACGUCUCUCUGACUAUUCUCAGCAACUCAUGAAACAAAAUAACAGCCUCAGGACCACUGAACUUGCGCCGGAAGUUGUGCUCAGCAUCAGAUUCUUGGAAAUUUACACCAAUUAUUCAGAGGAAUCCAGGCAAUUUUACAGGGAAUGCUUACCUAGGGAAAUACUGCAUAUUCAACAAACUCUGUGUUCACCUACAGCAGCACAUUGAUAUAAAGAAAACUGUGACAAGCCUUAUUGGUAAGAAGCAUUAUGCUUGAUUUCACAUGAAUAUUGAUAAAAACUAUGUGAUCUAACAUAUUAUAUAUUUGUAUUCGUUUCAUAUUGUAUUAUCUCAUUAUGAAUUAUAUUUAUUAUACGUUUC
This is a messenger RNA of Phaedon cochleariae (mustard beetle), 3642 nucleotides long. The record is from the annotation of a GenBank genome assembly. NCBI's taxonomy places the organism in Eukaryota, Metazoa, Arthropoda, Insecta, Coleoptera, Chrysomelidae.